UGUUGAUAAUUUGUGAAGCGGUGAACGAAAAGGACGUAUGUAUACAUACGUCUCGUCUUUCAGUUGACUUUCAUCGUCGUUUUGUAGCGAACGUUUCGCACGGAUAUCGAUAAGAAAUUGCAGAAUCGCUACGUAAUAAACUUAAUGCAUGUUUUAAUGGAAAAAUAUACUCGGUACAAGAUCGAAUACUGGACUAAUAAGUUUCUAUAACAGUUGAAAAUUAUUUCAUAUGUAGUGUGAUAUCUAGAAAUCUCCAUAAUAAAAAAUAGCGUCGCGGCGAGCGUGGCGCAAUGCAGUGUAUGUUUGGAUACGGACACAAACUGUACUGUCCCAAGGUGGUACAGAGAGACGUUUGUCUCAAAAGUGGAUGUGAGCACUCGUGGAGUGCGUUAUAGUCAUGCUACCUAUGGUGCAGCCGGAACCAGUGAUCUUCAACUGCGGAGGUCACUCUGUCAAUGGGGCCGCCGCUCCGUUGGUCACGUUACCUCCAUCAUUCACACCGGAGUCUGACGUAGAUGAACUAGUAGACAUCUUUUUUGAUGUUGAUGUUGGAGUUAACACUUUUCCAAGAGUUGAAUCCUGUGAGCUCCAACUGGGAGACACAUGGAGGGGGAUGCAAAGCAAGAUGAGCGUGACAGCGCCGGUUAAGAAGAUAAGAAAAAAGUCAGACAAUAAACCGCAAUCUCAAAUAAAUAAGUGUAACAACGAAAAGAAAAGACGGGAACUCGAAAACGAAACAAUAAAUCAGCUCGAGGAGCUCCUUGGUACAUGUUUGGCCGAAGUUAAGCAGCCGGAUAAGAACGGUAUCGUCCGCGAGGCCACCCGUCAGAUUCAGGAGGUGCUGAAGCGACGGCGUCAGUGCCCCGGCGAGUGCCCGCUGCGCGUCGCACAGUGUCUCUCGCCCGUCCAGGCUGGUGAGGUCAGCUCUACGCAGCCACAACCUCUGGCGUCUGGGUUGCAUUAUUCAGAGAUUGCAACGCUUAUUGAGGCGCUUAAGCAUUAUACUGGAAGCCUCGGUUGGGUUUUAUUGGAAAUAAACUCAAAAGGAGAAAUUGAAUGUGUAACCGAAAAUAUAAAGGAACUUGUUCUGCAGGACAGAACAGAUUUAUAUAAAAAGUCAAUAUUCUCUAUUUUGCAUGUCAACGAUCAAGCUAAGUUAAGACCUUUGUUAAGAGACAUACAGACAUUUACGUGGAGUGCGGGCGAGAUUGAUAAGUUUCAAGCCAUUCAAGCCCGGCUGCUUAUCAAGAAUCCUAAUGGUACUGACGGAUCUGGGUACGUGGAAGCAGUGAUCCACGCUGCGCCAGUGCGCGGCUCGUCCUCGGAGGAGGCCGGCUCCGUCAUGUGCGUCAUCCGGCGCUGCGAGGACGCGUCGGCCGCACUACUCCCCGUCGACGGCGGCCCGCCCGCCAUCACCACUAAACAAACUGAUCAUAUCGUCUUUAGAUUAGACUGCAACUAUAUCAUUCUGUCUUGUGACUUAAGUGGCGUGGAAAACUAUAUAAACUCUCCUUUGUCUCUCGUGGGCACUCGCUAUUUGGAACUAAUCGAAAGUGUUGAUCGUGUUCGUGUGGUGGCACAUCUACAGCAAGCUGUUAGUUAUCCCGCGCCGCCGACUAUCAGUGGUCCUUUUCAUAUACGUAUUGGUGUGGAUCGACCUUGGCUUAGAGUCAGCGCUCGAUCGCGACUGUUCCGGGCGAAACCUACUUCGGGCGAACCUGACUUCAUAAUGUCGACGCACACCGUGCUCGGCGACGACGAUAUGGACCUUCUCGAAGCUGACCAGCCCCGUUCUACUAUCGGCGGCCCGCUGAUGCCCUCCGUCGCUAACGGGGAGUCUUCUACUUGCGAUAACCGAUAUCGUUCCCCGAUGAGCCCGGAGCCCUAUAGUAUUUCUAUUAACGAUUUCGACCUGGAUCCGUGGUCGUCGGCGUUUCAAUUGACUGAUAUGUCGGGCGAAGAUUCGAAGGAUCGGAAAGACAUCUCUACGGAUGCGCCGUUGACUCCGCUGACGCCACAGACGCCACGUGCGCCGUCGACGCCGGGCGACCGCACCCCGCCGGCGGCCGCGCCGCCCGCGCCCCCCGCGCCGCCCGCGCCCCCCGCGCCGCCCGCCGCGCCCGCGCCGCCCGCCGCCGCGCACGCCGCGCUGCCGCCGCACCCCGCGCACCCCGCGCACCCCGCGCACCUCGCGCACCCCGCCCCCGCCUCCGCCGCCGCGUCGCCCGUCGAGGAACCCAAUCGAUUGCGCUCUCUGCUUAGUAAAAAACCGACGUCCAGUACCGCGGAUAGCGGCAUGAACUCCAACAAUCGCAUCUUGAAAGAUCUUCUCAAACAGGAAGAUGAAGAGGCGACUGGAAGCGAAACGUCUGCACCUCAUACACCCCUCACUCCGCACACACCUCAUACACCACACACGCCUGCGGCGGCGAUGUCGCCGCUGCACACUACACAGUCACAUUCACGACCAUCGCCACAUCCCCCACAUCCUCCUCAUCCACCGCAUCCCCCACAUCCUCCUCACGCUCCUCACCCUUCAUCUGUGCAGCACACACUACAACAAUCACAUAAUUCGGAUGUUCUGUUAAGGAUAUUAAACGAUAAGUCGGACGAGGAUGCAGAGGAAAGAAGAAAUUCCGAAGGAAGAAGUACCUCGCAACCGAGUGCAUUGCUCUCUCAAUUACUUUCAAGCACAAAUGGACCUGGUAAUGGGCGAAGUCAAGAUAACAAUGACUAUCUAGAGAGAAUUGCUGGGGUCAAACGCAAGCUUGAAGAAAAAAGCACUUCUGGGAACGUCAAGCGAGCGACACCUGAAAAUCAACAGGUAACUUCGAGUGCCGUUCCCGUCGCAUCGUCAACUCCAUCUUCGACGGCGUCGAGCCCGGCGGCGACGAGUAACGCUGGCAUGAGUCCACUGUGCCAGAAAAACCAAAUCCUAGUAUCGUUGUUGGCGCGGCAGCAGACGACGCCGACGACGCCGCUGCCGCUGCCGAACCCCAACUUGCGAGCGUACGGCCCACCGCUGGCUCGACUCCGCGCGCCGCCGCCGCACCCGCACGCGCACCCGCACCAGCAGCACCAGCAGCACCACCAGCAUCAACAGCAGCAGCAGCAGCAGCAACAACAACAACAGAGACACUCACACCACCACUCCACCCUGUCGACGAUACUCACCGGGCCCGCACACAGUCGGGCGAGCACCGUGAACGGCGGCCCCGGGGCGGGCGCGGCGGGGGCGUCGGGCGCGGCGGGGGCGGCGGGGGCGGCGGGCGCGGCGGGCGGCGAGUGCGCGCCGCAGAGCCACCUGCAGAUGGUGCUGCAGGGCUCCCGCGGCGCCUACGUGCCCGCGCCGCCCGCGCCCGCGCCCCUCCACUACGCCAACACCGCGCCACACCACGUCUACAACAACCAUCCGCCAGGUGGCAGUUCGCGGGCACAAGGCGGCGGCGGUGGCGGGGACAGUGAAGUGCCCAGCGAUCAAACCCUAUCUGAUCUUCUAGACGAAGUAAUCGACCAUAUGCCUGACUCAGACCGACCUGCGCCCGAUGUUAGCGUACUAAUAGAUCAAGAGAGUACUAGACAAUUAAGGUCUUACCAGGGUGUAAAAGAGAAAAAUGCAAUGAUCAAUGCAAUCAGACAAAGUUUAAUGCAGUGUGAAACUGUGACAAAAAGUCCCGUACCGUCGAGUCCAGGAACGCCCCCAGUUUACGACGUCCAAAGCCCGGGGUCGUGCACCAUGGGCGGCAACGUGGGCGGUGUGGGCGGCAUGUACGGCAGCGCGGAGGCUGCGCGGGGCCGGGCGCUCGCCGAGCAGCAUCGUGCGCGACUCCUGCAGAUGCAGCGUUCACAGCAGAUGCUUGUCUCUCCAGAGGCUGCUGAGCAGCCACAGCCAGACCUGAGCUCCACCAUUACUGCACUCGUAUCGGGGACGCCACCUAAUGUGGCUCUCACCCGCACAGCAGACUACCACCAUUUAUAUCACCCAUCCAAUCAAAUGGGUUCAAAUUAUGGUACAAACAAAAUCACAUCGUCGCAACAAAAUCCAAUGCUCAGCCGCCAGUUAAGUGGCCCCGCGGGCACCGGGUACUCGGGCGGCGCGGGCUGCGCGGGCGGCGGCGGUGGCGCGGACAGGGGAGCGCCGCACUCGGUGGCGGCGCUGCACACGCCGCUCACUCCGCAGCCGCAGCCGCAGCCGCAGUACCACCGCGCGCCCACCGCACCCAGGCCCCAUCUAGGUGCAGGGAACGGGAGUGGAGCCGGAAACGCUGGCGGCGCGGGCGGCGCGGGCGGCACGUCCGAGUACGUGCGCAACGAACUGCGCGCGGUCGUCGGCGCGCGCUCCGCCCGCCCCGACCUGCAUCCGCCCAUGCCGCCCUCCGACCUAGACCAGCUCAUGUCCUUCGACAUGUCUUCUAACGAGUACUACGGAGGCGGGCUCGGCGGAGGCGGCGUCGGCGGCGUCGGCGGCGGGCGGUGA
Achroia grisella is the source of this 4477-nucleotide messenger RNA. It is a transcript of the gene tai, whose product is annotated as nuclear receptor coactivator 2-like. Gene Ontology annotation, biological process: positive regulation of transcription by RNA polymerase II; cellular response to hormone stimulus. The record is from RefSeq and is a predicted model, not a curated record. Gene Ontology annotation, molecular function: protein dimerization activity; nuclear receptor binding. NCBI's taxonomy places the organism in Eukaryota, Metazoa, Arthropoda, Insecta, Lepidoptera, Pyralidae. Gene Ontology annotation, cellular component: nucleus. The transcript is spliced from 17 exons. The coding region runs from base 398 to 4477 and encodes 1359 amino acids.